AUGAUAAGGAUGCUUUAACCAUAGAGUUAGGAGAUGCUGAACAAACUAGAGAUGACCUGGUAGUCUGUGUGGUUGACUUAAAGGAAACUAUAGAUAAUCUGGAAAAUGAAAAAGAUGUUCUAACUAAGAAAAUUUCUAGUGUAGAACAUGAAAGAGACGAUCUGAUGGUUGUAGUUGUUGACUUAAAAGAAACCAUUGAAAAUUUCAGUAAAGAAAAGAAUGACUUAGUGGAGAAAGUUGAUGCAUUGGAACAAGAAAGAGAUAACCUCUUAGUUGUGAUUAUAGACUUGAGGAAAACAAUAGAGGAACUCAAAGUAGAAUGUAGACAGCUUCAAGCAGCAUUGGAAAGAGUAAAAAAUGAUCUUGAGAAGUCACUUAAGUGGACCUAG
Molecule: messenger RNA, 389 nt
Organism: Nicotiana attenuata
Lineage: Eukaryota; Viridiplantae; Streptophyta; Magnoliopsida; Solanales; Solanaceae
Product: chromosome partition protein Smc-like
Exons: 1
Source: RefSeq, a predicted model, not a curated record